AUGCUUAUCGACCUUGGCCUUGAUUUAGAGUAUGCCGAAGUUCCGGGACCUUUUAAAAUUUAUGGCCCAAGGGAGGAAAUUGUGUGGGAAAAAGUCAAGAAAAUGGACAUUCGACCAUGGAAACCGUUCAUCAUGGUUCAUUUGACUUGGCUUGGCAUCGAGGAUAAGGUGGAGGAGUACCUUAAGGCGUUGAAAUUGGAUAAAUAUGCGGCGAUGGUCGAGCCGGCAAGGGCGUUGGUGGUAAGGGAAUUUUUCACAAGCGUUAAAUCAAUCGAGAAGGAUAAAGUAUUGGUGUGUCGUUUCAACGGCAAAGAGGUAAAGAUUACCUACUCACUCAUGCACGAGAUAUUCGGAUUUCCUACCAAGGGGCCGGAUAAGGUAGUACCGGGUUUCGACUUUGAUGGAGCAUGGAAGGAGAUAUCCGGAUGCCCCACGCGGACUUUGGACAUCACAAAUGGCUUUAUCUUGGAUCAUGCGUUGGCGGCGGUCCAUAAGUUCUUGUGUUACAAUGUGUUCGGAAAAGGGGAAGGGAGCAAAGUGAGCAAAGACGAUAUUUUUCUCCUUUGGAGUGCGGUCCACAAGAAACCGGUUUGCAUCACCGGGUUUAUAUGGCGUACCUUACUCGCCGUUACCACCGGUUCACGUCCUCCACCGAAGCUCGGCCUCUUAAUCACUAAGAUCGCGGAGCAUUUCGAUCUCGUCUACGGGGAUGAGUGCGUGCAUCAAAGGGCUAUCGAUUCCAACGAGCUUAUCGCCUCUCACCUUGCCUCCGAUUUCACCACUCUUAAGCCCCAGGCGGAGCGGGAAUGCGUGCAAAAGUAUUAUGACACGCUUCGCAAGAGAAGGGCGAAUGAGCAAGCCGCCAAGGAGGCAAAGAGAGCUCGACUUGAGCAACAAGGAGUCGUUGCCGAAUCUUCCACGUAUCCCGCACUACCUCCUCCCGAGAGUACCCAACCGACCAAUGCGGAUGAUGAUGCUCCACUCCCCGACUAUACUCCGAACCCGAUGGACGGAUUUAUGGCUCAAAUGACUUCCUUGUUCAACGCCGGAUUUGCACGAAUUGAGUCUCGUUUCAAUGGCGUCGACGCGAUUAUUCACACCUUUGACGCUCGGCUCACGAGAAUGGAAGCUAAAACCCGCAUGCAAGAAGGAUCUGAAAGAGAUGCAAAUGCCUCUAGCAAGUACGGUAUUCAGUAA
This is a messenger RNA of Striga asiatica, 1197 nucleotides long. NCBI's taxonomy places the organism in Eukaryota, Viridiplantae, Streptophyta, Magnoliopsida, Lamiales, Orobanchaceae. The record is from the annotation of a GenBank genome assembly.